UGUUUUUUGUGUAAUUUUUUCGUUUAGUGAGGCUAUGCAUACUGCGUCAGUAUUUAGAGAUUUAGAGACCAGUGGCGGUAUAGCAGAUUGCAGGCUAAUUGCUAAGUUCUAGACAAUAAUCAAAAUGGAACUGUGCUUCAUAUUGCUUACAAUUUUUUUUUCAAACUCCCUGGGCCAGGAGUUUCCACUGGGUGAAAUAUCAGAAUGGGGUGAACACGAAAUUAGCUCUGGGGAAGCCACUCUUCUCUCCGAUAAGAAAUUGCAAAUUACCAACUUUCAUUAUGACGGAGAAGGUCCGGCCGCUUGGUUUAUGGUGGGGAAAGAAAAGGAUGGAUACACUGAAGAGAGAGUUGAACUGGACGGACUCAUCAUUCCUAAUGAGAAGGGAAGCUGCGACAUCCUGGGAGCAUAUGAUGACGAAAACAUCACCCUUACAAUUCCGAAGGGGAUGAAAUUCACGGAUUAUUCCUAUCUGUCUGUGUACUGCAUUGAAAAUAAUCACAACUUUGGAUAUUUCCGUAUAAAAGAUGAAUACGCUUUUACAACCCCCGCACCUAUUUUGUUGGUUAACGUUACGACGGGUGAAAUUACGCAACAAAGGGAUCUAUCAGAGGAUGACGCACCAGAAAAUUGUGAUCAAGAGAAUCUUGUGCGACGGCGGAGAAGGGAUCUGGGAACUCCAUAUCGCAAGUACCAACUGAGAUAGCCUUAGAUGCUUUAAUGUAUCCCAGGAUUCAUAGGUGUAGUUUCAAAGAAAUAAAAUUUAAAAUGACACUCAAGUUAUACAUACAUACACA
Messenger RNA from Folsomia candida, 797 nucleotides. RefSeq names its product protein Skeletor, isoforms B/C. Lineage: Eukaryota; Metazoa; Arthropoda; Collembola; Entomobryomorpha; Isotomidae. The coding region runs from base 125 to 706 and encodes 193 amino acids. The transcript has 5 exons. The record is from RefSeq and is a predicted model, not a curated record.